GGGGCAUCCCUACGGUAUAAAGGAGAACCGGUCCACGUACGAGGUAAUCGUUCCCACUCCGUUGUUCAUUUACCGUCUCUCGAGUUCGCCGCUCCGCUCGUUUCUCUUUCCGCAACAAUCCGAAAGUCAUCGUCGCCGCGAUCGUUUGCACGACGAGUGUUCGGCUGUGCCUGUGAAUCGCGCUGAACAUCGGUCAAGAUGCUGUUGAUACAGCCUAAGGACGAAAUGUCCAAGCAGAUACAAGUGGAGUUGAACGAGAAUCCAGCGACGCGCGACAAGGACCUCGAAAAUAUUAAAGAGUGGCUCGCCAAGCAACCACACUUGCCAAAAUUCGAAGAUGAUCAAAGAAUAAUGACGUUCCUACGCGGGUGCAAGUUCUCUUUGGAGAAAUGCAAAAGGAAGCUGGACAUGUAUUUCACGAUGCGCGCGGUAGUCCCCGAAUUUUUCUCCAACCGCAACGUCAGGAACCCGGUGCUGCAAGAAAUAUCGAAGCUCUUACAUCUACCUCCGAUGCCGGGCUUGACGAAAAAAGGAUGUCGAGUGAUUAUCAUGCGAGGAGUCGAUAAGAACAUACCGACCCCGGAUGUACCGGAAGUUAUGAAGAUGGUGUUCAUGAUCGGCGACAUUCGCCUGAAGGAGGAAGAACACGGCGUGGCCGGCGACGUCUACAUCCUCGACGCCUCCGUCGCGACGCCCAAUCAUUUCGCGAAAUUUUCGCCGUCCAUAGUAAAGAAGUUUCUGGUUUGCGCGAUAGAGGCGUAUCCGGUGAAGCUGAAGGAGGUGCACGUGGUGAACAUCAGUCCGCUCGUCGACACCAUCCUCAAUUUCGUCAAGCCGUUUUUGAAGGAGAAGAUACGCAAUCGCAUCUUCAUGCACAGCGACAUGAAGACGUUAUACGAUUACGUACCCCGAGAAAUAUUGCCGGCCGAAUACGGUGGUGACGCUGGACCCAUCCAGAAUAUACACGAUUUGUGGAUGAAGAAGUUGGAUGAAUACGGGCCGUGGUUCGCGGAGCAGGAAGCUAUGAAGACUAACGAGGCUCUGCGACCAGGUAAACCAAAAACGCAGGACGACCUGUUCGGUCUCGAUGGAUCCUUCCGGCAGCUGACGAUCGAUUAGGUCGUCCCGGAACCAUUUUGACGUAAUCAUCGCCAACGGCAGUCGUUAACCAGAUAGUUCGUCCGCAUAAACUUCUCGACGUCGAUCAUAAACUCCGUCCACCGAUGAAAACUAAGGCACUUUCUUUUCAAACGACUACAACUGUAUCGCAAACUUUUGUACGGUUUGUGCUUAAUAUCGAGUAUCUCUAAAAUGACACGACCAGGUUCAUCGUGGAACAUAGUUAUUAAGCAUAAUACAGCCUCGCUGAAAAGUUUGCCGGAAGUUUGUGGCAGAGAUGGCUCAACAUUAAUAGUAUUUUUCCCUUUUUACUAUUUCUUAAUGCGAUAAUUUAUUUAUUUUUAUCAUUGCAGACGUAAGUGAAUUCUUUUCAUCUUUUCUUCUUCGAUUUUUGCUUUGUAAAAUGCCAUUACGUUUCGAUGAAGAAAGAAGUACGUAAAAUUUGUCGAAAAUUUUAGCGUAUUCCUUUGAUAAUUUUACGUAAGUAAUUUUACGUAAGUAAAAUAAUUAUGUAUGUGGUUUUACUAAAGGCAUAACAUUAUGAGAAUUAGAUUGUAUCUUCUUAAAUUAAACUAAGAUAACAAAGUUUAGGAACUUAAUUGCCCAACUUGAUAUUUCAUACAGGACUACAUCUCAAUAUUAAAAUUGUGAUAAUUAUUUUUUAUGUGAUUUUAUUAAAGACACAAUAUUAUGAAAAUUAGAUUGUAUCUUCUUAAAUUAACUGGGAUAACCAACUUGAUAUUUCAUACAAGACAUCUCAAUAUUAAAAUUGUGAUACGAUGUUUAGUCAAACAGUGUGUUCGAAUAAUAUUAUAUGCAUAUUAAUAAGUUUAUUAUUAUCACUAACAUAAUGUCAUCAAAUAUGCAAUAAUGAUAGGAAAUCAAGUAAUAUUCAAUUUGGCAAUGUGCCAAUGUAGUAAUGUAAAAAAGAAUGCGAUAAUAGCUCUCUACAUUUUGGUUUGUUGAAUCGCCGGCAAUUGGACUCGGCAAACGUGCAAGAAUCUGGCGCACUGAUGUAUACCUGUCAUUUAGGUAUGUGAUGCUUUCCAAUAUCUCAGAUAUUUUUUAUUGAUGCUCUAUUUCGAGAAAUCAUGAGUAGAAUUAGAAUUAAAUAUGUAAUUAUGUGCAAAUGUGUGUGGGUGAUUUAUAAAUAAAUCUUAAAAGAAAACAGAUUCUCGUGAAUCAAUAUCGAACACCCAGUUAGACUCUUUGCGUGCCACGCAAAUGACUCAUACAGCGGUGUUUUCGUCACAGCACUCGCGAGAAAUGUAAUUCAUACGCAAUCACGUGUUACAAUAAUCGGACGAGAAGUUGCGAGAAGCGUUUUGCAAUGUAAAAGUUCGAAAAUCUCUAAAACGUGAGCGCCGUUCUUAGAAAAAAAAAGGAACUUUUGCCUUCGCCGACUGCGGCGCUGGUCGCUUGCCAUUAAUUUGUUGCUAAGUGGAACGAAAACGAAAUAUUCGAUAAGAGUGUCGUGUCCAGUGAAAGCUGUAUGCAGCGGUUAAACCGCGGUGCUGAAAUUGCCCGAGUUUCCAUUUACGUUCACUUGACUUCCUGGAAUAAUCAAUGCCAGUGCCGGAUUUCAAUAAUUCGAGAGUCAAAGAGAGAACAACGUUAAAAUUUCUGAGAAAUGUCUUUGAGUUUAAGCAAAUUAAUUAAUUUUUCUGAAAGUUUCAAAAAGGAAAACUUGCUAUUUUCCCUUUUUAAUUAAAGUGAAAUCAGAGUGUAAUCCAGUCUUCAACAUCCAGUCGAUAUACCUCGUCGGUCUAUAUCGUAUUAAAAGAAUUAAAUUUACUGCACAAUUAUUGUUCAAACGCAACCGUUUGACACAUAAAAGUUAUCGAAU
Vollenhovia emeryi is the source of this 2965-nucleotide messenger RNA. RefSeq names its product alpha-tocopherol transfer protein-like. Gene Ontology annotation, cellular component: membrane. The record is from RefSeq and is a predicted model, not a curated record. Gene Ontology annotation, molecular function: phosphatidylinositol bisphosphate binding. Lineage: Eukaryota; Metazoa; Arthropoda; Insecta; Hymenoptera; Formicidae. The coding region runs from base 199 to 1119 and encodes 306 amino acids. The transcript has 6 exons.